GCAUUUUUUUUUCCUAUGAUGUUGAUGAAGAAGAUAGACUUUGUAGAGCUUUAUGGGCUGAUCCAAUCUGUCGAAAAAAUUAUGCACUUUUUGGUGAUAUGGUUUCUUUUGAUACCACAUUCAAAACAAACAGAUAUAAUAUGAUCUUUGGUCCAUUUACUGGAGUUGAUCAUCAUAAAAAAUGUGUUACUUUUGCGGCUUCUUUUGUAGCUCAUGAGGAUAUAUCAUCUUUUGAAUGGGUUUUCAAAACUUUUCUUAAAGCAAUGGGAAAUAACGAGCCUGUGUGUUUGAUUACCGAUCAAGACCCUGCAAUGAAAGUUGCUGUUCGUAAUGUUUUUCAAACUACAGAACAUAGGUUUUGUAUGUGGCAUAUUAUGAAAAAGGUGCCUGAAAAAGUAGGUCGGGCGAUUGCCCAAGACACUGAUUUCUUGAAAAAACUGUGUUCAUGUGUUUGGCAUUUAGAGAUUGAGCCGGCAGAAUUUGAAGAAAAGUGGAACAAAGUUAUUUCAGAAUUCCAUUUGAACGAUCAUGAAUGGUUGACAUACAUGUACAACAUACGUGAUAUGUGGAUUCCAGCGUAUUUCAGAGAUUUAUUUUUGGGUGGCAUUAUGAGAACCACAUCUAGAUCAGAAAGUGAAAAUAAUUUUUUCACUAUGUUCACAAAUCCCCAUCUCACUUUGAUUGAGUUCUACAUGAGGUUUGAAUGUGCAUUGGAUGCUCAAAGGCACACUCAAAAUAAAAUGGAUAAUGAUUCGAAGAAUAAGCGUCCGGAGUGUAAGACUCCAAUUCCUUUAGAGAAAGAUGCUUCUGAAUUGUUUACAACAACAAUUUUCUAUGAAUUUCAAUAUGAGCUUGAAAUUGGAUGUUUUAAUUGUGGUGUUGAGGAGAUGAAGAAGGACAAUGAGCUUUACAUUUUCAAUUUGAGGGAAGGAACUAGAAGGAGGACUUUUGAUGUUGUUUUUGAUCCAACUACCUUUGAUACCAAGUGUUUUUGUAAAAAAUUUGAACGUGAUGGUGUGCCUUGUAGGCAUAUGAUUUGGGUGUGGAAGGCAAGGAUGUUAGAAAAAAUUCCCAAGGCCUACAUUCUAAAUAGAUGGUGUACAAUGGCUUAUAAGAAGCCCAUUUUUGAUUUAGAGGGUAAUGUGUUGGAGGAAUGUAUUAAUGCAGUAGAUAAGAAAAUGUUAUUAAAUGAUUUGUGGUCUGAAAUUCAUGCUUGUGUGAGUUUAGUGCAAAACAAUGAAGAUGAUCUUAGUGAUCUUGUCAAAAAACUUCGAGCCAUGAGGGCAGAUUUGGAACAGAAGAAAACAAAUGGAAGCAACAAUCUUUCGAGCAAAGUUAAAGACAUUGAAAUGCUUAUUGGAGCUAGUCUACCUUCUAAUGUUUUAAUCAAACCUCCUAAAAUUUCGAAGAACAAAGGCACGGGGGUUCAUGUUCCAAAUCAGGUCAAUGUUCCAAAUGAUGUCCAUGUUCCAAAUCAGGUUCAUGUUCCAAAUCAGGUAAAUGUUCCAAAUGAUGUCCAUGUUCCAAAUGAUGUCCAUGUUCCAAAUGAGGUUCAUGUUCCAAAUAGUGACAAAAGAAUGAAGAGUGACAGAGAAAAGUCUAUUGAACAAAGUCAAAAGAAGAAGAGAUUAUGUAGAGCAUGUGGGGAGCUUGGUUAUCAUGAUAGUCGUAAUUGCCCUGGAAAAGUCAAGUGAUAUUGUUGGUGAAUAUACUAUUAAUCCAGUUGCAUGAGAUGUUAUAUAUUUAGAAACAAUAUCUCAUUUACUAGCACGUAAAAUAUU
Messenger RNA from Chenopodium quinoa (quinoa), 1781 nucleotides. RefSeq names its product protein FAR1-RELATED SEQUENCE 5-like. NCBI's taxonomy places the organism in Eukaryota, Viridiplantae, Streptophyta, Magnoliopsida, Caryophyllales, Amaranthaceae. The record is from RefSeq and is a predicted model, not a curated record. Gene Ontology annotation, biological process: regulation of DNA-templated transcription. The transcript is spliced from 4 exons. The coding region runs from base 99 to 1694 and encodes 531 amino acids. Gene Ontology annotation, molecular function: zinc ion binding.